AUGGCGCCCGGCCUCCGCGAUCUGCCGCGUGUCUUUCCUGCUGGCUCGUAUGUGGCUGAUUACGCCGUCUGGUGUUCAUGCGUGGCUCUGUGCGGGUUCGCGGGUCUCACUCUUGUCUUUGUCGCCCUCGCAGUCCUCCAGGCGUUGCUUUCUUUCUGGCGGCGACACGCUCGCAGCUUACGCGAUGCUGAAAAGAAGUGGCAAGGGCUUGUCUACGGCAGCGCUUGCGCGCCAGGUGGAUCCGUCCUGUCUGCCGACAGCAAGCGAACCGAGGAUUUCUCGAGUCCCGCGCUCGGCAGCUCUGCGCCUGCCUCGAUCUCGUCGCCCUCGUCGUCGGUCUUACACGUGGUGAUCGUCGUGCUGGGCGACUUGGCGAGAAGUCCGCGAAUGAUUUAUCACGCUCAGGCCUUCGCAGCCAGCAUGAGCCCACCCCCGAUUAUCCACGUCGUCGCGUACACGCCGACUCCCGUGCCGCCCAGUCUCACGAGUCUCCCCCUGCUAGUCAUCCAUUCUCUACCUCCCUUUCCUCUGGAGGCGUUUCGUCGGUUUUUUCGUGGGCCUUUCGUGCUCGUUUUCCUCGCUCUCAAGCUCGUCCAGCAGGCUGCCGCGCUCGCGGGUGCCCUUUUGGUACUGCUGGUCAUGCUGUUUUUCUCCACCGUGCGAAUCGAGCGUGAAGGGGAAGGCGGCACGUCUCGCAGCGCCCUCCGCCGCCAGGCUCUGCUGGUCGUGCAGACGCCUCCCGCCCUCCCCACAGCUUUUGUCUGCGGGGUAACCAGUCGCUUGACAGGCGCCAAGAUGAUUCUUGACUGGCACAACUUUGCGUAUACGCUGAUGUUUCCGAAUCGACCGCGCAACGAGGAGGGCGCCCAUGGGCACGACUCCCUCGUGCGCAGUCUGCAGAGAGCCGCAGCGGCCCGCGCUGAGUCGGUAAGCGGCAUACUGGCCUCUGAGGCGCUCUGCGUCUCCAAGGCAAUGCAGCAAGCUCUCCAACGCGACUGGGGAGUGCGCGCUGCAGUCCUGUACGACCAUCCGAAUGCUCAAAUCAGGCCAAUUGACCUCGCAGAGCGGCACGCGAUAGCCAUGAAGUAUAUGCGUCUCCCGCGCGACACAGCGGCAGCCACGAGCCCAGUGAGGACGGCGCAGAGCUGUCUCAUGGGCGACUCCCACUCGCCGGCGCAGUCCGUCAGGCGACGAGGAGCGCAGCGGGGCAGCUCAGAAGGCGCAGAGUCGCGUCGCUGCACAGACGCGCUCCCGGCAGCUGCGCCGUCCGCGACCUCGGAAGGGCAGGACCGACACCUGUCCAGCGAGGACGGCGAUGUGCACGAAGAGCAGGUCUUUCUCGCGUUUAUUGACGACUGCGACGAAGAGGUCAGCGGUGCGAUUCAGCACGUGGGCGGUUCCCGCCUCAUCGCUCCGUCUGUCUCGCAGGAGCAGCCAAGAAGCCCUUCUGAGGAUGUAGCCGCUGUAUGCGAGGGAGAACAGGUCGCCCCGCGUACACACCUGCAGCGGCAGUGGGCCUUCCCUGCCAGUCCCUCGGGAGUCGUCAAGUGCAACUCAGCGGGUGCGCGGACGCCGCAGAGGCCGGCUGAGGGCGUUGGCUCAACGGAGGAGGCCACGCUCGUCUCGCGCGCGUGGCUGGAGCACGGUGGUAAGUCGGACGACUCAGCGACUGGGGGCCAGCGGACAGAUGCGACCUGCGGCCGCGCAGACAGCUCGCGCGGCUGCUGUCGGGUUGCUGUCGAGGUGAAGCGUCGGCGCCCGGCGGUCCUGCUGGCCGCAACGAGUUGGACUGGAGACGAGGACAUGGAUCUUUUCCUGGGCGCGCUAAAGCGGUAUGAUCGACAGCGAGAGUGGGAGCUGCGAAGCCUUUGCAAGGCUUCGCAGCUCGCUCGUAGAAACUGCGGUUUAGCAGGCGACAGCGGCGCGCCUCAACGCGCUGAUGACCUCCUUCCACCCCUUCUGGUCCUGAUCAGCGGCCGAGGCCCCGGGAAAAGCCAGUGGCUCAGCAAGGCUCGCCAGAGUCGCCUUCGCCACGUCGCCAUUCGGACACUUUUCGCUGCUUUACAGGACUACUACAGGCUGCUCGCAGCCGCCGACGUCGGCAUAUCCGUCCACACCUCUAGCAGCGGCGUUGAUUUACCGAUGAAGGUGGUGGAUUUGAAGGGUGCCGGAGUUCCUGUGUGUGCGUACGAGUUCCCGGCUAUCCAUGAGCUCGUCUGUGAUGGUCGAGAUGCGCUUUUGUUUGUUUCUGCGGAAGGCUUGUGUGCAAAAUUGCAACAGCUCCUUCGGCGUUUCCCGACCACGUUUGACGAGGCGGUCGACUUGUGGCAGCAUCGAGGUCUCCAUACCAUACCUUUUGCUACCUCCAGCUCAGUGCAUUGUUGUGAGUCGAAGGGAAUCCCUUCAUGUCGUUCGCAAGCAGAUGAUCGGACGGCGAGGCUAGGAAACUCUGCACGGUCACAGCCGCAAUCUCGUGACAACGAAUAUUGCAGAGCUAUCCCCGAUGGCGCAAAUGUAGAUGGAAAGGCGGGGGGGCCUCAGGCUGCCGCCUUAGAUUUGCUUUAUCGGAGCUAG
Molecule: messenger RNA, 2574 nt
Organism: Besnoitia besnoiti
Lineage: Eukaryota; Apicomplexa; Conoidasida; Eucoccidiorida; Sarcocystidae
Product: chitobiosyldiphosphodolichol beta-mannosyltransferase
Exons: 6
Coding region: 1-2574 (857 amino acids)
Cellular component (GO): endoplasmic reticulum
Molecular function (GO): mannosyltransferase activity
Source: RefSeq, a predicted model, not a curated record